This is a messenger RNA of Coregonus sp. 'balchen', 5774 nucleotides long. NCBI's taxonomy places the organism in Eukaryota, Metazoa, Chordata, Actinopteri, Salmoniformes, Salmonidae. The record is from the annotation of a GenBank genome assembly.
AUGGAAGGCAUAGUGAGGGUGCUGCAGGCUGCCCGCCACCUCAGCCACGCACACCUUGCCCACAGCGAACACUACGGCCUGCUGGUAAAUCACUCUGCCUGGUCACACAUGGGCCUCCUUCCCAGUCAUUGUAUCGUAAUGACAUCGUAAUAUAUGUUGAUGGCUUUGCAAUGGAUUACCUGGUGAGAUCUUAAUAUAAAUGAAUUGCUCCAAAUGAAUGUCCUGGAAACAUGGUGGUGUCAGUUCAUGAGUACUGUUUUUCUCUUUUCUGUGUGUGCGUGCUCACCUUGUGUUGACCCCUUCAGGUGCGUCUCCUAACUGGCAUCGGCAGAUACAAUGACAUGACCUACAUCUUCGACCUGCUCAACCAGAACCACCGCUUCGAGAUGCUGCUCAGGAAAAAAGUGGAGUCGGUAAGAGGCGCAUACACACAGAUCUGUCUCUCUGUUACACACAAACACAGAAACUGCACACACACAAACACAGAAACUGCACACACACAAACACAGAUAGAGAUCUCGCUUCCCAAAACAGUCUCAGUUGAAACAAACCAGGUCUGACAGAACACCCACAGAGACACAACAGACCUGCCAGACAGAGAGAGGCAUCUAGUCAUUGUAUUUCAGUGGAGACGGGAGAUAUAUAUAUCACAGGGGUUGUGUACAUGCUGUUUUCGGAGAACACCAUGCUUUAGAUGUGUAGGAGUGUCUCGGAGUACCAGAAUGAGGACAAUAGAAAAUGAUAUUUUCCUUUCACGUAGUCCUUUCCAGCACAGCUCCAGCAACUAUGGUGGAUGUGUGGCCUGCCCAGUACCGCUCGGCUUGGGUCAGUUCGUCUCAGCUCAGUAAUGUGAAAGGGGUAUAAAAGUUUGUGUGCUUGUAGUGCACUUGUUUAUACGUACAGUAUGCUAGUAUCUAAACUGUGUGUGUGUGUGUGUGUGUGUGUGUGUGUGUGUUGCAGAACUUCCGUCUGAAGACGGCCCUGCUGGACUACAUCAAGCGGUGUCUGCCGGGGGACAGUGAGAAAUACAACAUGGUGGCCCUGUGCUUCAGCAUGUGCAGAGAGAUUGGCGAGAACCACGAGGGAGCCGCCCGCACCCAGCUCAAACUGAUAGAGUCCCAGCCUUGGGGUGAGCUAUGACAAGGCCUACAGUUAUAGUAUGAGGAGGACUACAGUUACAGUAUGACAAGCACUACAGUUACAGUAUAAAGUCAGACAUACUAUAUACAGUGGGGAGAACAAGUAUUUGAUACACUGCCGAUUUUGCAGGUUUUCCUACUUACAAAGCAUGUAGAGGUCUGUGAUUUUUAUCAUAGAUACACUUCAACUGUGAGAGACGGAAUCUAAAACAAAAAUCCAGAAAAUCACAUUGUAUGAUUUUAAAGUAAUUAAUUUACAUUUUAUUGCAUGACAUAAGUAUUUGAUCACCUACCAACCAGUAAGAAUUCCGGCUCUCAUAGACCUGUUAGUUUUUCUUUAAGAAGCCCUCCUGUUCUCCACUCAUUACCUGUAUUAACUGCACCUGUUUGAACUCGUUACCUGUAUAAAAGACACCUGUCCACACACUCAAUCAAACAGACUCCAACCUCUCCACAAUGGCCAAGACCAGAGAGCUGUGUAAGGACAUCAGGGAUAAAAUUGUAGACCUGCACAUGGCUGGGAUGGGCUACAGGACAAUAGGCAAGCAGCUUGGUGAGCAGGCAACAACUGUUGGCACAAUUAUUAGAAAAUGGAAGAAGUUCAAGAUGACGGUCAAUCACCCUCGGUCUGGGGCUCCAUGCAAGAUCUCACCUCGUGGGGCAUUGGCGUAAGAAGCAUCUCAAGGUCCUGGAGUGGCCUAGCCAGUCUCCAGACCUGAACCCAAUAGAACAUCUUUGGAGGGAGCUGAAAGUCCAUAUUGCCCAGUGACAGCCCCAAAACCUGAAGGAUCUGGAGAAGGUCUGUAUGGAGGAGUGGGCCAAAAUCCCUGCUGCAGUGUGUGCAAACCUGGUCAAGACCUACAGGAAACGUAUGAUCUCUGUAAUUGCAAACAAAGGUUUCUGUAUCAAAUAUUAAGUACUGCUUUUCUGAUGUAUCAAAUACUUAUGUCAUGCAAUAAAAUGCAAAUUAAUUACUUAAAAAUCAUACAAUGUGAUUUUCUGGAUUUUUGUUUUAGAUUCCGUCUCUCACAGUUGAAGUGUACCUAUGACAAAAAUUACAGACCUCUACAUGCUUUGUAAGUAGGAAAACCUACAAAAUCGGCAGUGUAUCAAAUACUUGUUCUCCCCACUGUAUUUGUGAUGCAUAUAAAGAACAUGGUAUAGUGGCUGAGGUCAAUUCAGUUUUCAAUUCAGGAAUUGAAAUUCAAUUCAUGAAUUGAAACAUCCUCAUAGAAAACAGUAGACAAUUUUCAUUUUAAGAAUGAAAUGUCAAUUCUUUAGUCGAAAACUGAACUGACCCCAACCCUGGUGUCAAGGGAUGUGUAUUUCAAUAUUGUAGUAUCUUUCCUGUUGUAUAGAGGGCAACUUCUUAAAAUAGACUGUUGUGAAGUUUUUCUGUUGCAACUUUAUUUGCACCUGAAUGUAACCUGUGUAUGAGUAAUAGACACAAACUCAAUGAAGAGCUACAGGAUUGCUCUGCUGUCUCGAUACAUUUGUGGAUAUGCAGACAGUGUUUUUCACUCACUCCCUGUUUAUCCCAUAACAGCAGUGACCCCUGAACUCAAAAGUGCCUUGAUAAAGGUUCUUACUCUCCUGAAGGAUGCUGCAGAGAGCUAUUCUAAGGUAUUGUUAUCCCUCACUAUCAAACAAAGUUUAGUGUUGACUGACGUCGGUUCAAUUACUUGAAUUACGUUUAGUUUUUUUUGUGAGCUCAACACGCCGUUUUUCUAGAGAGAAAACAAAUUAUUCACAUGAGAAAUUAAGUCAAUAACUAUAUGGGACGCUGGGCUGAAGGGAGUUGUAGUUUUCAUUAAGCAAAUAUUCAACCUAGUUCAGCGCAGAAUUGUGGUAAUUGACUACAAUGACCUGUUCUUUCCGGCUCGGACAGAGAUGGAUACACUUUUACGGCUGCUGCAUUAGAUUAGGUACACACAGACCUCAUACACCGCCGCAUGAGAGAGGAAUGUACACAACACUACGACGAGAGAGAGGGAUAGAGACAGUUCGUGAAGUAUGCCUUAUCUACUUUGAAAAACAAGUAAUUAUUGUCAGACAGCUCUGCAGCAUACUUAGGCAGGCUAGCCUAGCUAAUUAAGAUGGCUAAAGACAGUACAGUCUGGGGAGAACAGAGAUAACGUUAGAUGGUUGUGUGGCUGGCUGGCUGCUACUGCCUUAGCAGAGAUGAGAUGAUGACUUUAAGGAAUGAAAAAUUAUAGUAAUCAAAUAAAACUAAGUCAUAUUUUAUUAUUUCCUAUUUUUCUUUGUGGACCUGACAGAGACAAUGGAAUAUUUUCAAUGUUUUGGCAAUUGAAUGUUCACUAUUUUUGACUUUGGAAUUUCUAUAACAAAGCUCUAAUCAUGUUUGUCAUGAUUUCAUAAUGCAUUUAAUGUUGUUUAAAAAAAAUCUAAACCUAAAUCGAAAACCGUGAUCUUUUUUGGGGGAAUCUAACCGAAACUGAACAGAAUUGAAAAAGCACUAAUGGCUGAGCACUACCACCCACUCUGAAAAUGUGCUUUGGUGAUGAAAUUUCACUUCUUUAUGUUAUAAAAUACAUUUUACCAAGACAAAUAAUAUUAUUAAUGUUCUAAGUCGUUCAGUGGGGUAUUUCACUAACAUUUCAUUAACAGUAUAUCCAAAUAGUCGGAUUUCGUAACCUAAUACAUUUGAUAAUAAUCACUGAGCUCUGUUGACGAGCGGUGCAGCUUUCUCGCAGCAACUUUUGAGGAUUGUACAUGUUGUAGUGGUCAUCUUCAAAGUUGUUUCUACGAGUCGCAAAAAGAUAAAUUAGCAUGGCACAAGCUGAAUUAAAUGUGAAAGGAUUUGAAAAUAAAAAGCUUACGGUACGCUCAGUGCUCCGUUGACAUUUCACAGAGAUACGCUUGUUUUUGUGUGAAAUAUACUAAACAGGAAUUUCACAUUAAUAUGAAAGUACUACAUGUCAUUUCUCAAUUGAUAUCUAUCGUACCUCUAUAUUGUUUUAUGUCCUGCGGAUUUGAGUAAAAAGAUAACGAGUUCAAUGGUAAAGUUGAAUCUGUGGCAAUCAUUCUCGCACAUCAACCAGCCUAGCUGACGCGAUGCUGUGCAAUUUUUUCCCUGGCCUCCAUUGAUUUAGUCACCCUAACCCGGAGGUUUGGACCUGUGUGGGUGCCUUAUUUUGCGCAGAGGGAGGGAGCUCCCGUCUCAUGGUGUCUACCAGGCUUGUUUUUUGUGCAUCGUUCGCUUUCCCCUCACUCAUAAACUCUCCCAUUCUCCCCCUUUCCAUGCUUCAUAAAAAACAGGUGUAGACUAACAGUGAAAUGCUUACUUAUUGGUUCUUUUCCAACAAUGCAGAGUUAAAGAUAAAAAGAUAAUAGAAAUAGUGACACAAGGAAUAAAUACAGUGAAUAAUUAAUAACAAUAAUGAGUAAAAAAUAACAUGGUACCAGUACCAGUACCGAGUUGAUGUGCAGGGGUACGAGGUAAUUGAGUUAGCUAUGUACAUAUAGGUAGGGGUAAAGUGACUCCAGUUCUGUUUGUGAUAUAGAAAUUCUAACGACAGUGUGUUAUAUAGACUUAUUUAGGAAAAGUCAAGGAUGAGGGGUCAUUACUUAAAAAAUAGCAGAGUAAUACAAAAUGUAAAUUAGUUUUGCGUCAUUAUUAUCUCGGCCUUUCUAGUGUUCAUUGAACGUGAGUAAUAGCCUUGUAGUGGAGAUAAACACUUGCUGUGUGUGUGUACGCGUGCACGUGUGUGUGUGUACGCGUGCACGUGUGUGUGUUCUCCCUCAGGACUCAUGUGUACGCCAGGCAGCACGUUGUGUCAAAAUGGCAAAGCUGACCACACUCCAGCUCCACUUCCUAAACCACGGUCAAGACCAACGUGUCAUCAACCUGUGCCAAUCAGAUCUCCUUGGUGCUAUAGUGGCACUGCCCCGCUGUUACCAGGUAAUGGCACUAAAUGUAAUCGUGGUACACUAAAUCAGUUAUCCAAAUGCUAGACUUGAAGUACCGGCACUAUUGUAACAGUGGUAGGAAAAAUCAAUUAUCACAGUCUUAGACUUGGGAAGGAUGUACUGAAAUGUAGAUUGAUUCCCAGUAGUAUGUCAUAAUGAGAUGUAGCUAAGCUUAUUUGAACCUAUUAUUUUAAACUGUGUUGUUUCUCCUGUCUCUAGGCUUUUGUGUUGUCGGAGGCCUACGACUACAGUCCAGACUGGGCGGAGGUGCUCUACCAGAAGGUCAUCCUCAGUGGAGACUUUGCUUACCUAGAGGAGUUCCGACUUCACAGGCCACUCCCCGCCUCCCUGUUUGAAGACAUAUCCAAAAAGUAAUAUGUGUGUUUAAAUGUUUAUUAAAUGUGUCACUUGUAAGGUUGCAAAAUUCUAGGUUUUUCAGAAAUCCCAGUUGGAGGAUUACCAGAAUCAGGAGGGAAUAUCUUCUUGCUGAUAUUAACCAUUGGUCUGGUCCUACCUUUCAGAUUGACUCACAAUACACCUCCGAGCAGUGCGGGCCAGAACCUGAAGAGACUACUGCAACACUGUGAUGACGUUUACACCUACUACAAGCUUGCGUAUGAACACAAGUUCUUCGACGUGGCCAACAUGUUACUUCAGGACUCCAAAACAAGCAGUUACCUAAAUGACAGGCUAGGUACUAGGUAG